Molecule: messenger RNA, 670 nt
Organism: Pseudocercospora fijiensis CIRAD86
Lineage: Eukaryota; Fungi; Ascomycota; Dothideomycetes; Mycosphaerellales; Mycosphaerellaceae
Exons: 1
Coding region: 201-449 (82 amino acids)
Source: RefSeq, a predicted model, not a curated record
CUCCUCGUCAUAACACGCGCGACGCGUCUUUCUGUGCUCAGUCUCUGCAAACAACUUCCCCUACUUCACGAACACUUCUGCCAGUUGCAUUCUUCGCAUCUCUUCCUCCGCUUAAUAAUGCCACUACCCACCUUCCUACGCGCUCCGGACUCACCGCUCCUCGAGUCGAUGGCCUCUGUCUUCUCCGCGCUGGUCACAUAAUGCAAGGCCGACACCGACGCCGGCGUGUAUGCUCGAUGAUCACGCGUUUCAAGCAGACUACAUUGCUCUUGGAAUCGGCAUCUCCUUUGCAGCUCCGUGCUGUUCUCUGGCUACACACUCACAGGCGGAGCGUUGCACGCCAAGCUCACGGCUGGCCUCAGACUUCACCACUGUCCAACGAGUUGAUGCCGGCCCUGUCUGCAGCUCCAUCGUCUCCAGGCAUACAUCUCUUGCCGUGGCGCCGCUAGUGACCUGAUGUCUUCGAUGACUGCUGCCUUCACAGACUCGCCUCCAGCUCCGACCAAGGACGCUGCGUGGGCCACUCUCUCAAGGUUACCUUGCGUCAUCACAGAUUCACGUCCGUUCCCGCAGCCCGCAAGAGCAACGCCAACAGCUUUGGACUGCACCUCUUCCUACGCAUCUGGCAGUAGCAGAGAGUAUGUUGCUUGCGAGCGCUGGUAGCUGUCUG